ACUCAGAGUCACGUGACCUCGUCGGCUCACAGUCACUGGUCGGGCUGCGCGCGGCUGUCUGCGUCUGUUUUCCCCGAUCACAGCGGGGCUCCUUUCCGUCUCCUCAGCGGGCAAAGCGUCGCCUCCUGUCACAAACUAUGGAGCUUUCAGCGUCGGGGGACCGCGUGUUUGCCGCCGAGGCCAUUCUGAAGCGGCGCGUCCGCAAGGGACGCAUGGAGUACUUGGUCAAAUGGAAAGGCUGGGCUAUAAAGUACAGCACUUGGGAACCAGAGGAGAACAUCCUCGAUGACCGCCUCGUAGCAGCUUUUGAACAAAAAGAGAGAGAGCAAGAACUUUAUGGACCAAAAAAGAGAGGUCCCAAGCCUAAAACACUCCUUUUGAAGUCACGAGCACAGGCUGCUGAGAGCUCACCCAGAGUCCUUGAGUUUAAACCUAGUCGGCCCCAGCCGUCCUCCAAACCUCCGCCUCCGCCUCCACCUGCAUCCUCGUACCAUCCCAGUGGCCCUUCGAAUGCUAAGCUGCAGUCCGGUGCGGCCCAGCCCAAAUUGAAGAAAGACAUCCACCGAUGUCAUCGGAUGGCACGACGGCCUUUGCCCCGUCCUGACCCUUUAGCUCCUCCAAUCGGUUCUUCUGGUCCCUUCUCGUCCCGUCCUACAGUCAGUCCCUUCUGCGAGACAGUCCGCAUCCUUAACCGGAAGGUCAAACCUCGUGAGGUCAAAAAGGGACGGGUGAUCUUGAAUCUAAAAGUGAUGGACAAGACUGGGCCAGCCAAUAACAAAAGGACACAAAAUUCCAGCCAUCAGUCUCAUCUUGGGCGCCAGAAAGUUCCCUCUCGGAACAGAGUGAUCGGGAAGAGCAGGAGGUUUGGAGAUGUAUCUUUUAGAUGCCUGCAGCAGCCCAUGGGUGGAGCUGGAUUUUCAGUUUUUAGAAAGCCAAUUGAGGCUUAUCCGAUGGACCCCUCUGAGGAAAAGCCGAAGGCAGAACAAAGUGGUCACAAACCAGGUACGAAUCCAUCGCCAUCUUCCUCUCAAAGUUCAAAAGUAAAGAAUUCAGCUGUGCCUGAAGCGCUUGUCGAGCCACCUCGAUCUGCUUCGAGCUCAGAAGUCUCGGACAGUGAACCUCAUCCCCCACUUCCACCACAAUUCCACCCCAACCAGUUACCCCAAUCAGGUGAGGCCAACUCUCAAAUUUCACAUGCUGCCAAAUCCAGUCCUCAGCUAACAGACUCGAAAGCCAAAUUGACUCAGUCAGCCAUGCCUUCCUCCCCCAUGUUCUCUUCCUCCUCCUCUUCCUCAUCAUUAUCAUCCUCAUCUGAAGAGAAUGAGCAUAUCCUGGAUCUCUCUGUGCCUCAUGGAACUGAUAGGAGAGCCAGACAGCGGCAGCACUUUCGUGGCCGCCGGCAGCCCAAAGUUCCUGAAAUUCCUAUAUCCGAAGAGGCCUCGGAGGAAGACCAGGAUCUGGAUUGGCAUCCGGAGAUGGCUGCACAGUGUGCCAAUGUGGUCAUUACGGACGUUACAACCAACCUCCUUACUGUCACUAUUAAAGAGUUUUGCCACCCUCCUGGACUACCGGCAGUGGCCUCUUCUCCCUGCUGUGCCAAUAAUUUACCUUCUUCAAAAAUUAAUACUGUGGGGGUUUUUUUCUUCUUCCUUUUUUAUUUUUUUAUCCGUUUCUCAUCUUCACCGCCUGCUCAAACCGCCACCCUGAAGUUCAUUGUUGUGAUCUUGGCCGCCGGGAUGGUGGCAUUUGUCGGAGCCGUAAUCUGCAUCAUCGCCGCGGUGCACGGCGGCUCUCCCUCUCCCGCAGCCGCCGCCUCGACCGCCGCACAGCCUCUCGCCGAUAAUCAGUCCCUGACUGCGGGUUCGAGUGUCCUCACCUUUCCAUCAGGCUCCGUGGCCCGGGCAGGACCGAUGGACGCGCUCCAUGGCAGCGGAGAGAGAAACAGCCCGGAGUCUCCAACCUUCUACGGGAUCACCGGUGUGAGAACAGGAGGCGAUGGCGGGGAGCAGCAGGUGGUAACAGUCAGCAGGCUGAUCUGUACUCCGGUUCCGGCUGGAGAGUGCAGACCGAAAGGCUUCCAGGCGGACGAUCAGUCUGUGUAUGCGGGGGAUCAGUCGGGGGAUCUCCGCACCACAGCAGAAGAGCUCAGGCGCACCGUGGAGCAGCAGGAGGAAGAGAUCCGCGCCGAGCAGCGCACUAUCCGCGAGCUCACCGGGAGACUCUCUGUCUGCGAGAGCGGCACACACAGGAGCGAGGGCUUACGGGCUGGGAGGAGGGACAGCAGAGACGGACUCAUGAUGCAGGACGACGCAGGACCGCCUGCACUCACCGUCCGGGAACUGGAAAGAGCCAUCAUGCACAUGAAGGAGCGCAUCGAGAAACUGGAGGCCGAAAUGGCUCCACUGGCUCACAACCACACAGAGUCGGGGCAGAAAGGCAAAGGCAGUGUCUCGAGCACAAUCGCGGUGCAGGGAGCCGCAGCACAGAGGAGAGUGGAGGAUCUGGAGCGGGAGCUGAAGCGGAAGAUGCAGGUGCUGGAAGAGGAGAGGAAAGCACUUCGCAAGGAAACCCAGAAACAUCAGCAGCACAUUGACCAUGGACUGGACGCUGUCCACCAAAGAAUCAGCAGCCUUGAACAAGGUCAGUCUGAGAACAGGUUCCCGGAGGGUUACAGGCUCUCCUUUCCUCUGAGAACCAGCUCAAUGUAUGCUGUGGUGAAGCGAGCAAUCCCUAUACUCCACGCCCUUACUGUCUGCAUGUGGCUCAGACCUGCACAGAGCAUCCUGGGAACUGCAGUAUCUUAUGCCGUGUCACAGGACCCUCAUGAGCUGAUGCUGCAGCAGUUAGUCCAUGGUCCUGUUGAGCUCAUCAUCAAAAAUGAGGUGGCACAGUUCUAUCUGAACCUGACGGCGGCUUCUUGGCAGCAUGUGUGUGUCAGCUGGAACAGGAGAGGAGGAGUGUGGCACGCCUACGUGGGAGGCAAGCUGAAAGGUGAGGGGAAGGACCUGGCAACCCGCCACUACAUCCGUCCCGGAGGAACGCUCGUCCUGGGCCAGGAACAGAGUUCAAUAGGUGGACUUCGUUUCGAGGCAUCACGGGCUCUCAUAGGUGACCUCUCUCAGUUUAACGUGUGGGACCGGCCGCUGACUCGUGCAGAGCUUUCUGCACUAGCCCACUGCAGCACAGGCAUGCUGGGUAAUGUAGUCCCUUGGACCAGCCGCGAGGUGGAAGUGUUCGGAGGGGUCACCAAGCAGCCGGCCGAGCACUGCAGUCAUCACACUAGCAUGCAGCAGUGAGGGGUUACAUCAGGUCAUGUGAGAAGAGGCUGGGGUGGUGGGUUUCUGAGACAAGGUCAGCUGAAAGGAGACUGGAAAUGCUUGUGUGCAAUGUCUGCUUGAACCAAUUACUUAAACUCAAAAUAGAAGAAAAUAGUGAGUUAUUAUUUAUUUUUUACCAGAAAGUUUUUUUUUUAUGUUUUGGGAAAGAGACAGGAUUUAGAACUUGUGAGAUAAACAUUCCAUGUUCGUUUCUUUUUACUUUGAUUUACUUUGAUUGAGUUACAUUCAGGCAUUACAUCAGUUUGUUUAUUUCUUGCACUUUAUAUUUUUGUUAUUCUUCAUGUUGAAGAUACAAAUAUUACAUAAUGAAUAUCUUCAGCUCACGAACAGAACCUAGUCCUGAUUGCAAUGCCUGUAGAAAGGGAAGAUAUGAAGGUAUUUAAAAUUAAAAGUAAAAAUGCAAUGCAAUGUAUACAUUUCUGACAGGGGACAGGGGACAUUAUCCCCUGUUCAACUACUGGCAAAUUUGGUUAUUUAUGUAAAAAAAUCUCCAAGUUCACCCCACACCACCAGCUCCUGGAUGCCCUGAAGUAAUCACUAGGGAGGGGGCGCUCGAAGAAAGACACUCUAUAUCAAACAAUUGCAAACAAAACACAGGUUUAUGUAUAAUUUUUUUUUGUGAAAUAUAGGUGUGCAACAAUUGUUGGCACUCUUUUAGUCAAUGCUUUCUGCUACCUCCCUUUGCCAAGAUAACAGCUCUGAGUCUUCUUCUAUAAUGCCUGAUGAGGUUGGAGAAUACAUGGCAAGGGAUCUGAGACCAUUCCUCCAUACAGAAUCUCUCCAGAUCCUUCACAUUUCAAGGUCCAUGCUGGUGGACUCUCCUCUCCAGUUCACCAAACAGGUUUUCUAUGGGGUUCAAGUUAGGAGACUGGGAUUCCCAUGGAAAGAUCUUGAUUUUGUGGUCAGUAAACCAUUCUUGUGUUGAUUUUGAUGUAUGUUUUGGAUCAUUGUCCUGCUGGAAGAUCCAACCACGGCCCAUUUGAAGUUUUCUGGCAGAGGCAGUUAGGUUUUCAUUUAAUAUCUGUUGAUAUUUGAUUGAGUCCAUGAUGCCAUGUAUCCUAACAAAAUGUCCAGGUCAUCUGGCAGUAAAACAGCCCCAAAACAUUAAAGAGCCACCAUAUUUAAUCGUGGACAUGAGAUAUUUUUCCACUCUGUGUGCGCCAAAACCACCACUGGUGUUUAUUACCAAAAAGCUUUAUUUUGGUUUCAUCUGACCAUCGAAAUCGAUCACAUUUGAUGUUCCAGUAGUGUCGGGCAAACUGAAGAUGCUUGAGUAUGUUUUUGGAAGAGAGUAGAGGAUUUUUUCUUGAAACCCUUCCAAACAACUUGUGGUGAUGUAGGUGACUAACUUUUGUUGGAGAUUUUUUGGCCACUUAAACCAUCCUCUUCACAGUGCGUUGAGACAAUAUAGACACACGUCCAAUUCUAGGUUGAUUCAUAACAUUUCCAUUUGACUGGAAGUUCAAAAUUAUUGCCCUGAUGGUGGAAAUAGGCAUUUUCAACGCUUGUGCUAUUUUCUUAUAGCCACAUCCCAUCUUGUGAAGCUCAACAAAGGUUUCCCACACAUCACAGCUAUAUUCCUUGGUCUUAUACCCCUGUGAAACAGGAAGUCAGGGUUGAACAAUUUCCUGUUCCGAGUCACCCAGCUGUACUAAAAUGUGUAAAAGAUCAAUGGGAAUAUACUUAUACAAAAUAUUUCAUGGGAAAAUAUCUCAUAUGAAUUCACAGGGGUGCCAAUAAUUGUUACACACCUAUAUUUAACAAAGAUAUUUUUUAUAAACCUAUGUUGUGUUUGCAAUUGUUUCAUAUCCAUGAGAGCAGAGUAUUAUUGUGAAUUGUUUUAUCAAAAUAUUAAACAAUAAAGACACAUUUUCACAGCCUUCUUUGCUCAUAUUUACCAAGGGUGCUAAUAUUAGUGGAGGACACUGUAUAUAAAGAUUUUGGUCAUUUUUACAUCUCAAAUAAUUCAUUAAUGGACUCAGUUAAUUCCCAGCCGCUGAUCAUGACUUUAUAGCAAACAUUGUGUCUUUGCCCUUGACAAAACAUUUAAAAGGUCUGAUUUCCCGUUAUCUUUCACAAGUCUAGUGUAGCUGAGCAUGUUUGUGUCUGACAAUACAGCACAAAGUUGUGUGGAAUGAAUAAAAUACCCAGGGAAUGAAUACUUCCAAUGUCACCCUGGAUGAGUUGACGUUAUAUUCUUUGACUCACGUCUAAGGCUAAGUUUUUUAAACUACACUAAUAAUGGACCAAUACCUUGGUUUAAAAUCCUAAAUUAUUAAAACAAGAUAUAAUACAGCUUAAUGUCCAUUUUUAAAAUCCUUUUCCAUGAAAUUCUCUGGAGCUGCUCUUUAUUAAGUAAAUACAGUGAAGCUAAUAGGAAAGUUACAUACUUAUAUGAUUGAGGAAUGUUAACCUCAACCCACUUAUGGAAGUAUUGUAUUUUAUUUUCUGAGAAAUCUUGGCUCAAACUGUUUUCCUACCUGACCUUCCAUAAGGUCCAUAAAACAUUCCAUAAUCCAUGAUGUUUUGCAUUUCUUUAAGCCGUUAUUGUUGAUAUCUGUAUGUUUAACUUUUGAUAACUGUGAUUAAAAUCACAUUCAAUAUGAAAUGAGACCCCAUAAGAAGUGUACCAUGUAAUAUACCGUGUAUCUCAUGUAUAUAUGUAUAUCUGAUCAGAGUGUUAUAUCAGAGUGUGUUAUUAUUCUCUGAGUACAGAGACCAAGUGAGGUGGAAAGGUUCUGUUGAGGUGUCCGUACUGAAAAUGAACACAGAGCACAAACGCCAGCAAACAAUGGAUUUGUUCCUGUUACAGUUGGACAUGAAGCUGAGAAGAUAUAUUAAUAUUGGUUUGCACAUUUUCAUGAGUGAUAUUUGAAAACGGCAGCAGCAUGCAGUAGCACAAAGAUGAAAAUCUGACAGCUGAACUGAGAAGAACUAUUGAUCUAUCAUUUCUAUCCACUGUUUAUCUUCUUUAGAGUUCAUUAAGGUCCAGUUGUUUGAUACUGUUAACGUGGUACCUGUUAUUUGUUUAAAGUUUGAACUUAUGUGGUCACUGUGAUGUCAUGUACUUGGUGUAUACAUAAAAAUAGCUCAUGUUAAAAAGAAAAAUGUUGCUUGCGUCGGAAGCUUUUUGCUUUUGAUCUUUUUUCUAUACUCUGCUUUGGAACUGGUUGCUUUCCUAAAUUCUUCUCAUUCUCAUCUCUCACUCUCUCACUGUGUUAUCCCAU
This is a messenger RNA of Ictalurus punctatus (channel catfish), 6565 nucleotides long. RefSeq names its product chromobox homolog 6b (gene cbx6b). NCBI's taxonomy places the organism in Eukaryota, Metazoa, Chordata, Actinopteri, Siluriformes, Ictaluridae. The coding region runs from base 138 to 3296 and encodes 1052 amino acids. The record is from RefSeq and is a predicted model, not a curated record. The transcript is spliced from 10 exons.